Messenger RNA from Staurois parvus, 364 nucleotides. The record is from the annotation of a GenBank genome assembly. Lineage: Eukaryota; Metazoa; Chordata; Amphibia; Anura; Ranidae.
UGUCCCUCGGACACAGCGGAUAACAGAUCAACGGAAAGAGCCGAAGAUGUCAGCUCGGUCAUGUGAUCAGCUGUGUCAAAUCACAGCUGAUCACAUGUAAACAGGGAAAUGCCGGUUAUCAGUGUGACAGCUCUGUGCCCUGAUGAUCUGUGUAGCCCCAGCAGUGCCACCUGUCAGUGUCCAUCAGUGCCAGCUGUCAGUGCUCAUCCAUGCUACCUGCCAGUGCCCAUCAGUGCCACAUUCCAGUGACUACCAGUGCACAUCAAUACCACAUAUCAGUGCCCAUCUGAGCUGCCUUUCAGUGUCACCCAUCAGUGCCACCUAUCAAUGCCAGUCAGUGCUGCCAAUCAGUGCCGCCUAUCAG